Messenger RNA from Alosa sapidissima (American shad), 4427 nucleotides. It is a transcript of the gene nr1d4b, whose product is annotated as nuclear receptor subfamily 1, group D, member 4b. Gene Ontology annotation, molecular function: zinc ion binding; nuclear receptor activity; RNA polymerase II cis-regulatory region sequence-specific DNA binding. The coding region runs from base 816 to 2654 and encodes 612 amino acids. NCBI's taxonomy places the organism in Eukaryota, Metazoa, Chordata, Actinopteri, Clupeiformes, Clupeidae. The transcript has 8 exons. Gene Ontology annotation, biological process: cell differentiation; positive regulation of transcription by RNA polymerase II; negative regulation of transcription by RNA polymerase II. The record is from RefSeq and is a predicted model, not a curated record.
UCGCGACUCACAUGCUGCAUGCACAUGCAGCGGGACUCGAACGAAACAUUCCAAUGUCAAAUCAGUCCAACUGCCUCGCCUCCUUUCACGCUAACCAUCCACCAAUGAAAACGUGAGAGAGAAUAAAGCGAGAGGCUGGGAAGUGAAAAGGUUGAUGUUAUUCGCUGGAGGAGCGUGACAGAAAGAGACUGAGAGCCUGAGAGGGUGUGUGCAAGUGUGUAAUCCUUGGCAUACAAAAACAAAAACAACUGAGGUUGAAAGGACAAGGGCAGUGAGAAAGAGAAAAAAAUCGAGGACAUAGGCAGUCACAUUUUUAAAGCACCUGAAAACGUGCUGCUACAGUGUGAGCACCUAUUAAUGGGCGUGCGUCUCUUAAACUACUUCCACAUAGUGUUGUGACUUCACUAGCACCUGUGCUGAAAUUCUUUGGAUUGUCUUUCUCCCCCACCAGAUCCUACCUCUACUGUACCUCACACAUCCUGUUCAGGACAACUCAGCCAAGUUAGACAUCAGACGAAGCAGGCUAAGAACGUUCUGUCGUUUCCCCCUCAUCUGUGGGGCACUGACAAUUACUUCUGCCUGUCGGCAAUUUUCUCCAAUUUGAGCACAGUUGCUCUUAAGCUAUUUUUUAUUCUUGAAGGGUUGACACGACCCCUAUGUUACGGCGUUUAUUGGUUAUAUCCUGCCUUCUCUGGAAACGCGGGUAGACAUUACGCUUUCAUCUAACCUGACGCCAGCUUUUAUUGAUGCAGAGGGACAACUAAUACAGGGUCACUUUUCCUCAUUCUCAACCAAGUCAAGGAAGCAUCGCUACAAUGGAUAACAGUCCAGGUGGAAGUGUCAUCUUAUAUGCUGGGUCAACAGGCAGUGCCAGCCCCAGUCCUGGCAGCCCCGGCAGCCCCUCCAGUGGGUACCAGACGCAGUCGCCUUCCUCCCAUUCCCAGCCCUCCUCCCCUGAAGAAGUUUCCUUCACUGAGAUCGGGGCCCUGAAGCAAAGAGCUGGCACUGGCAGUGGUUGCAUUAGCAAUGGCUCCAAUGCCAGCAGUGCCACCAACAAUGACAGCUCAGGAGUGGGCACCCCUACCUCAGCCAGACUGGUCUUUCAGUUCCCGGAGGUCAGCAGCGCCUCCGUUGCCACGGCGGUGACCCCUACUAUGACCUCUGGAGGUCAGCAGUCCUACUCUCACCCCAUGGUGGCUAAGAGACCGUAUGGCUUCACUGGGACUUUUACAAAGACAGGAGGGAUGGUUCUUCUGUGUAAAGUAUGUGGCGACAUUGCAUCAGGAUUUCACUACGGUGUCCAUGCAUGUGAAGGCUGUAAGGGUUUCUUCCGCCGGAGCAUCCAGCAGAACAUCCACUACAAGAUGUGCGUGAAGAAUGAGAACUGUCUGAUCAUGCGCAUGAACCGCAACCGCUGCCAGCACUGCCGCUUCAAGAAGUGCCUGUCUGUGGGCAUGUCCAGAGAUGCUGUGCGCUUUGGGCGUAUUCCUAAACGGGAGAAACAGAGGCUGCUGGACGAGAUGCAGAGCUACAUGAACAGUCUCAAUGAGUCGGCCUCCAUGGAGAUCGACGGCUCCCCUCCCCCCGAGACCCCGGCCAGUCCUGACCAGAGCCAAUCCGAAGAAGCAAUCGGGUCUAUCUCACAGACGUACUGCAACAUCUAUGUGAAAAGUGAGGAGCAAGAUGUCAAGCCCGUCAUCAAUAACAACAACAACAACAACAACAACAUGAACAACAAUGUCAGCCCUGCCAGGUUCCACGGCAACGGUGCGUCGCAGGACAGCAACCACCCGCAGUCCCACUCCCAUGAUGCCCCGCAUCAGAGUUACCACCGCCAGCCCACGUCUGCGUACCACCCCAGCCCCGCCCGCUGCCCUGUCACUCACCGGGAGAACGCCACGCUCGACAACAGUCACUACACACACCCGGCCUCAUCCAAUCAGAGUCAACAUUGCCCUGCCUCUCAGAACUACCAGGCCAAUCAAAACAGCCACUCCAUCAACGAAACACAGGCACCCACCUCUUGUCCUUUCAGGUUGGGUGGAGGAACCAAAGUGCUGGCGUGUCCCCUGAAUGCGAGCCCAGUGACCCCCGCGGGGCGCUCUAGCCAGCAGGUGUGGGAGGCUUUCUCCCAGUGCUUUACCCCAGCGGUCAAAGAGGUGGUGGAAUUUGCCAAGAGCAUCCCCAGCUUCCAGGCUCUCAGCCAGCAUGACCAGGUCAUGCUGCUCAAAGCAGGCACUUUCCAGGUUCUGAUGGUAAGGUUCUGCUCACUGUUCAACGCUAAGGAGCGCACCGUGACGUUCCUGAACGGGCAGACAUACCCACUGGUCACUCUGCGGGCCCUGGGCAUGGGCUCUCUGCUGGAUGCCAUGUUUGAGUUCAGCGAGAAGCUCUCGUCAAUGGCCCUGGAGCCAGACGAGAUGGCCCUCUUUAUGGCUGUCGUGCUGCUGUCUGCAGACCGGGCAGGCAUAUCAGAUGUGGGAGCGGUCGAGCAACUCCAGGAAGGCCUGAUUGGUGCACUGCGGGCGCUCGUAACCCGUCGUCGCCCUGACGACAGCUCGCUGUUCCCCAAGCUCCUUCUGAGGCUACCGGACCUGCGCACGCUGAACACCCUGCACUCAGACAAGCUGCUGGCCUUCCGCAUAGACUCCUGAACUACUUACUUACUUCCUUAUCUAAACCCCACACCCAACACCUCUUGAGCACAAUGUAGACCCACCCCACACGCAAACACGCAUACACACAAACAAAGUCCUCAGGAAGGACUUGAGUUGGUGACCUGUAAACAGACUUGGUCCAUGCAGGUUGAUGAGUGGUUGUACAUUUGAAUCCACUCAUGGUAUCACUACGACGACUGAACAGACCAGCCCGUUUAAAAGAAAAGAAAAGAAGAAAAAAAAUACAGGAACAGGUGUGUUGGCUGUGGACUUCCUCCAGGUGUUCUACAGAGACUAAGCCUCCACUAGAACCUUAUCACUCCACGUUUGAUGUUCCAAACACUCAAGACUGAAGGACCUUUUCCGUGGGCAACCACCACAUCGAUGGACAUAAAAUGUCCGCUAAAGCUAAGCUACGAGGACUUUGUCAGACUGAGGAGUGGAAAAAAGAAAGACUGUUGUAUCUAUUUUUAUAAAUACAUAACUAGAGAGAGAGCAGAAACUUACCGUGGCCUUUGGCUGUCUUUAUUCCCUUUAGUGUUUCAGUUUAAUGAGACAUUUCUAAGGGGAGAGAGAAGUGGAGGAAUAUGACUAAGGAGAUGAGUGAAGAAUAUUGUUUAUGUGCAAUGCUUUUACUGUCAAAUGUCAUUGAAUGGGCUGAUUAGAAUUGUUACCACUUUUGAGGGGACAUAAGGAUCCUUGGAAAGACAUAGGACAUUCUGCUUUUUGAAGUGCUACAAACGACUGAGUUCUCCAAACAGUUCCGAAAAAUCCGAUGCAGUGUGUUUUUUUAUCAGUCGCUCUCCUCUAUGCUCUGUAGAAACAGAUCUGUUAGUAUGAUUACCCAUCUCCUGUCAUAUAUGCAUACACAACUAGACAUAAUGCAAAACAAUCCUGUAGUAGGCUGGGAGAUUAUCCUACUGAAGACACUCACAAACAUGGUACACAGCCAUCCACAGUCCCUCAGGGGGAAACAACACACUUCUAAUGCAUCAAUGAGCAUCAACAAAAUCCUCCAACUCUACCAAAUCACACUAGCAGUUCAUUCCUCUCCCAGUUUCCAGCCUAUGACAGGCUCUUUUAGAAACAUGUGUUUGUUACUCUGUGUCAUUGCUACAAUUACAAUGAAAAUAAGCUGUUUUAUAUUUGGGCAUACAUGAAAUAUCUCUAUGACAUUUGAAAGAUAUAAAUUGUAUAUGAGUAAAUGCUUUAUAUGAGAAAUGCCAGUGAUCUUUUGUGUGGUGGAAUUUGGGAGCUAUGAGUAAUUUUGUCUAUACCCUAGAGGAGAUAUGUAUAGCCAAUUUUCAGGGGUUACACUGUUGUAUAUAUUGUAUAGUUGUGGAUCUAAAUACCACUCCUGUAGAGAAGAAUUGGUUAACUGCUCUAGUUUGCAGCGCUCGAUAUUAAAGGGCUUCUUAUAUGGAAGAAAAGGGGCUUUGCCUGAGAGAAGGAGGGGUCAUUAUUUCGGGUCGGUCAUCCCUUUAUUGGGAGAAAUGACCACAGUUCUAAAAAUAGCCAGAACCAAAUACGACCUCUCAACUUUCACCUCAGCACCUUGGUUUGUGUCACUGGAGGCCAGUCGAUCUACACGUGAGUCUAAACGAGGCUUCAGGAUUGUUUUUUUGUGAUUUUGAGACUCCUGCUGUUAUUCGAACUGACAGCCUAGCACCCUCCCAAAAAACUCUACCAACCCAUCAUUGUAUAUUUUGUAAAUGUGCUCUGUUAUUCUUCUUCUGUAGAAAUUAUAUUAAAUGAAAAUGAUCCAUCAUA